AUCAUCAGUUGCAUUUUCUCUGUUACUACCACUCCUGUACCUGGAAUCAUGCGCCUAUUCAGACUGUUGGUGGUCACAUUCCUGGCUGCAGCUUGCUGUACACUAACGGAUGGAGCAAUCAGCAUCACGUGUGAAGGCUCUGAUGCUUUACUGCAAUGUGAUGGAGGUAAGAUUCAAAUCAAGCGUGCCAACUAUGGUCGUCGUAAACACGAUGUGUGUUCCAUUGGGCGCCCCGAUAACCAACUCUCCAACACCAACUGCCUCAGCCAAUCCACCAUCAGCAAGAUGGCAGAAAGAUGCGGUGGGAAGAGCGAGUGUGUUGUGCCGGCAUCCAAUUUUGUUUUUGGAGACCCCUGUGUCGGGACUUACAAGUACCUGGACAUAAAAUACUCCUGUGUCCAACAGCAAGAAACAAUAAGCAGCAUCAUAUGUGAAGGCUCUGAUUCUCAACUACUAUGUGAUCGGGGUGAGAUCCAUAUUCAGCGUGCCAACUAUGGUCGUCGUCAACACGAUGUGUGUUCCAUUGGGCGCCCACAUAAACAACUCAAAAACACCAACUGCCUCAGCCCAUCCACCACCAGCACAAUGGCAGAAAGGUGUGACGGAGAGCGCCAGUGUAUCGUCAAGGUAUCCAACUCCGUGUUCGGCGACCCCUGUGUCGGAACCUAUAAGUACUUGGAUGUGGCUUACACCUGUUACUGAAUGAUAUCUUCCUGGGGAACCUGAAGAUGUACAAGGAUUCUGGGACAUUUUCAUCGGGUCGUGCUGUUUUCCUCCAACCRCCAAAUCAACUUCAAUGACCAUUGUAAACCUGUGCAUUUUGUGCUUAAACAUUUCUUAAACAAUUUCUGAACUGUG
Messenger RNA from Salvelinus sp. IW2-2015, 858 nucleotides. Its product is annotated as L-rhamnose-binding lectin CSL3. The record is from RefSeq and is a predicted model, not a curated record. Gene Ontology annotation, molecular function: carbohydrate binding. Lineage: Eukaryota; Metazoa; Chordata; Actinopteri; Salmoniformes; Salmonidae.